AAUACUAAAUAUUAAAUUGUUACCAUUAUGAUUUGUAAAGUGUAAACACUUUAUUAGUAAUUACCUACCUAUUAUAAUUUAUAUUUUGUUGUUUAUAAUUGCUAAUUGACAAUUGGUAAUAGUUAAUGAGUACCUGCAUUACAUAAAACUGAUUUGAUAGUUUAAAAGGUAAAAAAUAGGUUUCAUUUACUGCACCAGUUUCGAAGAACAAUACAAUGACAUGUAUCAGUCAAGAUGGAAAAUUCAGUUUGGGAGAACAUACAUUGGCAGUGCCUAUGGAACUAUAUAAACUUAAUCGAGAAAGACUUUGUAAACGUCUAUCAGAAGUUGUGGACAAGGAUGCUUAUGUACUAUUACAAGGUGGAUCACAUAUAUCCCAUUAUUGUACUGAUGUGGAUUAUAUAUUUAGGCAGGAGCCCUAUUUCCAUUGGACUUUCGGAGUCAGCGAACCUGAUUGUUACGGUCUAAUACAAGUAUCCAGCGGCGAAGCCCAUUUGUUUUUCCCGAGAGUCGAAGAGGCGCACACAGUGUGGUUGGGCAAACCGUUGAGCUUAGAUGAAUACAAAUGUCGGUAUAAGGUCAACUACGCGUCGUACGCAGACACGCUUGGUGAAACACUGAAUGCAUUGAAACCUUCACUGAUAUUGACUUUGUUUGGAAAAAACACUGAUAGCGACAUGACCUGUAAAGAAGCACAUUUUGAAGGAAUAGACAGGUUUACAUUGGACAACAAAAUAUUACAUAAAAUCAUUGCAGAUUGCCGCGUUAUCAAAACUGAUUACGAAAAAGAAGUCAUGAGGUACGCGACGAAAGUCACUUGCAAUGCUCACAAGUCCGUGAUGGCAAAGUGUAAGCCGGACAUGUACGAAUAUCAAUGCGAAGCUAACUUCUUGCAUUACGCUUAUUACGUCGGAGGGUGCAGGCAUGUGGGCUAUAACAAUAUAUGUUGUUCAGGCAUGAACGGCGCCGUCCUGCACUACGGACACGCUACCGAACCAAACUCUAAAGAGAUCCAUGACGGCGACAUGUGUCUGUUUGACAUGGGAGCAUCGUACAGCGGCUAUACGGCAGACGUGACCGUAUCGUUUCCAGCUAAUGGAAAGUUCACCGAUGAUCAACGCGCGAUUUAUAAUGCCGUGCUUGCGGCCAGCCGUGCCGUUAUGAACGCCAUAAAACCAGGUGUUUCCUGGGUGGAUAUGCACAUACUGGCCAACAAAGUUACGCUUAAAGAGCUGCGCGAAAUUGAUUUACUUCGCGGUGACGUCGACGAAAUGUACGAAGCCGGUCUUGCCGCCAUAUUUCAACCACACGGGCUUGGGCAUCUACUGGGAAUUGAUGUGCACGAUGUCGGUGGUUACUUGGAAGGACAUCCGGACAGGCCGCUAAAGCCAGGCGUCAAGGCCCUGAGAACGGCUAGAAACUUGGAAGCGGGCAUGGCACUCACUGUUGAGCCGGGGUGUUAUUUCAUCGAACCGCUGUUAAAGCGGGCUCUCAGUGAUCCGGUACUGUCCAGGUUCUUAAACGAAAAAGUGCUGAAACGGUUUUGGAAGUUUGGUGGCGUGCGUAUAGAAGACAACAUUUUUGUUACGGAACGUGGAAUCGAAAACUACACCCCAGUACCAAGGACUGUCGAAGAAAUUGAAGAGUGGAUGAGUAAAAAAGAAACAGUCGCUUAGAUCAAUGUCAUCGAAUAUGAUACGUUGCACCAUUUAUUUGUAUUAAUUGAUCAACAAUAUUACUUAUUUUAAUAACUAAAUGGGAAAUGUUUAAAAACAAAUUAUACUUAUUUUCAGAAUUA
This is a messenger RNA of Metopolophium dirhodum (rose-grain aphid), 1798 nucleotides long. It is a transcript of the gene Dip-C, whose product is annotated as xaa-Pro dipeptidase. The transcript has 11 exons. Gene Ontology annotation, molecular function: manganese ion binding; metalloaminopeptidase activity. NCBI's taxonomy places the organism in Eukaryota, Metazoa, Arthropoda, Insecta, Hemiptera, Aphididae. The record is from RefSeq and is a predicted model, not a curated record. Bases 216 to 1676 code for a protein of 486 amino acids.